AUGAACUGGGAGAACGGCAUCGCGCCCACCCAGCCCUUCCACGCCUUCUCCAGCUUCCACACGCACCACCCGCCCCGGCCUCCACCCCCGCUCCACACCAGCACCCACCAGCGCACCAGAGAGCAGCAGCAGCAGCAGCAGCCGGAGCAGCCCACAGCCUACUACCUCGAGCAAGCCGCGCUCUACGCCCCAAACCUCGGCCCCGAUCCCUUCGCCGCCGCCGCCGCCGCAGAGCAAGCACCGCCGCCGCCGCGCCGUCCCCUGCGACAGGCCCUCGGCGCCUGCACCGCCGUCCUCACGCAGCCGCUGUACUCGCGCGGCGCCUCUGCCCUUCGCAGGACCAGCACCACCACCGCGGCCACGAUUCUCCGGGCGGGCGCCGGCGCCGGCGGCGUCUGGAGACGGGACGGCUUUGAGCUCGGGGCGCUGGCGGCGCUGGUCGUGGUGAAUCAGGCUUUGGGCUACCUGCCGGGUUGGGCUGGGAAGGAGCUGCUUGUGCGAGACGUGCUAGACGGCGUCGUUGGAGGAGGGGGGGGGGGAGGGAGAGAGGGAGGGGCAGUGGUGUAUAAGAUCUGGUUGAGUGCCGGGAGGCAGGCGAUUGGGACGGGGCCCGUGUGUCAGGCUGGGGCCUGA
Molecule: messenger RNA, 633 nt
Organism: Drepanopeziza brunnea f. sp. 'multigermtubi' MB_m1
Lineage: Eukaryota; Fungi; Ascomycota; Leotiomycetes; Helotiales; Drepanopezizaceae
Source: RefSeq, a predicted model, not a curated record